Molecule: messenger RNA, 459 nt
Organism: [Torrubiella] hemipterigena
Lineage: Eukaryota; Fungi; Ascomycota; Sordariomycetes; Hypocreales; Clavicipitaceae
Source: the annotation of a GenBank genome assembly
AUGGCUUUACGGCCGAAGGUUUGUGGAUGGAGUACGCCCGCGCUAAAUCUCCAAUUGUAUUUAAACAUGCCCGGCUUAGCUGAAUUCGUGCGAACCAAGGCACAGUGGCUCCAGAACCCUUCGCCGAGGACUCCGACAAGAUCAACCGACUUGAACGAUGCCGACAACCUCGAGCGUCAUCUUCACGAAGACGGCCACCGCCUUUGGGGCUGGCUCAUCUACCGGUGCACCUAUGCCAGCGACGAGCAAUGGAAGGCCUUUAUGGACCGGCUCAACUUCUACAUUGAUGAAACGCUCGAGUUCCAUGGAGGAAUGGACGUGAAGGCUAGUCUUGACGUAACAGUCAUAGAAAAGCAAGAGCUUUUUGACGGCGCUACGCCUGCAACUGUUCGGUACCAUUUUCGUCAAUGGGCAGAGACGGCGGCAGAGAUUAAACAGGGAAGAGUUCCUGCGCUUUGA